Messenger RNA from Cryptosporidium muris RN66, 573 nucleotides. RefSeq lists its product as uncharacterized. NCBI's taxonomy places the organism in Eukaryota, Apicomplexa, Conoidasida, Eucoccidiorida, Cryptosporidiidae. The coding region runs from base 1 to 573 and encodes 190 amino acids. The transcript has a single exon. The record is from RefSeq and is a predicted model, not a curated record.
AUGACUUCUCUUAAUACCUAUUCAUCACCAAGAUCUACUGGUAGAUUAUCUCCAAGAGCAAUAAUAGGAAAAAGACAAGUUAAGGAACAUAGAUCACCGAGAAAACUGGCUACAGAACAUAUAACUCACUCUCCUAUAUUUCACCAAGGUAUAUCUUCAGCCCAUAAUAUCUCUUCAAAUAUUAAAAAUCUGAAAAGUCCUAAAAGCAUAAAAUCAGGUACACAUACUAAAAUUAGUCCAAUAAAACAUCAUACAAGUCAUCAUGCAAAUCAUAAUGUAGAUCAUUACUCAAAAAGUCCAACUCGUCGUUCUUUAAGGUUAUUGAUGGAGAGUACCCAAAAUAAACAUGAUACUCAGAUCUUUCACCAUCAAACUACUAAUAAUUCAUAUCAGACUGCAAAGUUAGUUGAAAAAGGAUCUAAUCAAAUCAAAUCUUCAGUUACUUUAAAGAGAAAUAAAAAAAAGAAUAUAACUUCUCCUAAAAAGAGAAAAGCAACUAACAAAGUACCUACAAAGAAAAGAAUUUCAAAGUCUUCGAAGAGUUCUGCAAGGGUAUCCCCCAAAAAAUUUUAA